AUGGCGGUGUUCUCGGGCCCCGCGCAGCCGCUGCUGUCCCUGAACCCGCAGGAGGACGCCAAGUUCCACCAGGAGGUGGCCCAGGCCCGCCGGCGCGCGGCCAAGAAACAGAAGCAAGAAAAAGAAAAACUCACUCCCGGAGUCGUUUAUGUGGGCCACCUACCUCCAGCACUUUACGAAACCCAGAUCCGCGCCUAUUUCUCCCAGUUCGGCACUGUGACGAGAUUCAGGCUGUCCCGAAGUAAAAGGACUGGAAAUAGCAGAGGCUAUGCCUUCGUGGAGUUUGAAUCUGAAGAUGUUGCCAAGAUAGUUGCUGAGACAAUGAACAACUACCUUUUUGGUGAAAGACUCUUAAAGUGUCAUUUUAUGCCGCCUGAGAAAGUACACGAGGAACUUUUUAAAGAGUGGCAUCUUCCGUUCAAGAACCCAUCUUACCCAGCAGUGAAACGGUACAAUCAGAACCGAACACUUCUUGGAAAGCUGCGGAUGGAGGAGCGAUUUAAAAAGAAAGAAAAAUUACUCAGAAAGAGACUAGCUAAGAAGGGAAUUAAUUAUGAUUUUCCUUCAUUGAUUUUACGUAAAAAGGAGAAAAGCAAAGCUUCAAACACUGACCUUCAGAAAUCCACAAAUAGACAGGCUUUACCUAAGAAGAAGAAGAAGAAGGCUUCAGCCACCCCUAAAACUCCCGAGAAUACUGUGGAUAGCCAGGGUCCCACACCAGUUUGUACACCAACAUUUUUGGAUAAACGAAAAUCUGAAGUGGCUGAAAUGAAUGAUGAUGAAGAUAAUGAAAUAGUUUUCAAACAGCCCUUAUCUGGCGUAAAAGAACAAAUACAAGAGACUGCAACACCUACAAUGUCAAGGAGAAAAAGGCGAAGAAAAAGCAAUCAGUGA
Messenger RNA from Pipistrellus nathusii (Nathusius's pipistrelle), 894 nucleotides. The record is from the annotation of a GenBank genome assembly. Lineage: Eukaryota; Metazoa; Chordata; Mammalia; Chiroptera; Vespertilionidae.